Triticum aestivum (bread wheat) is the source of this 1803-nucleotide messenger RNA. Its product is annotated as ribosome maturation protein SBDS. The coding region runs from base 880 to 1257 and encodes 125 amino acids. The transcript is spliced from 4 exons. Lineage: Eukaryota; Viridiplantae; Streptophyta; Magnoliopsida; Poales; Poaceae. Gene Ontology annotation, biological process: protein phosphorylation; ribosome biogenesis. The record is from RefSeq and is a predicted model, not a curated record. Gene Ontology annotation, molecular function: protein kinase activity; ATP binding.
CUCGCUCACACUAGCUAGCUUGCUCGCCGCUUUCCCAAUCCCCCUGCCCUCUGUCACCGCCCUCCCAAUCCCUCUGCCCUCUGUCGCCGCCCUCUCCCUCUCGUCGUCGCCGCACUCCCACUCUUCUCGUCGCCGCCCACUCCCUCUCCCCGUCGCCGGUCGAGAUGGGCUGCUUUGGAUGCUUCGCCCCAGCGGCGCGCCGAGGGGCCGGCGACCUCAAGCCCUCCAAGCUCACCCACCACUGCACCGACGACGACUCAUGUCAUCUUCUUGACUGAUUUCUGCCCGUCCCCUCCCCGCCUUGCUGCUGCCUGGUGCAAAGCACUCUUCUUUGUUUUGAUUCUUUCUUAUCCGUGUUGUGUUGUUGGGUCUUGGAGUAGUCGCAGACGCGCAGAGGAAGGUGGCGCUGGACGUGGGGAGCGGCUGCGCGCACAGCUUCACCUUCAAGGAUCUGCUGGUGGCCACCGGCUACUUCAACGAGGCCAAUUUCAUCGGCGAGGGCGGCUUCGGCAAGGUGUACAAGGGCAAGAUCUCAAAGACCAACUCGCAGGGCGCUUCCGAUGCGCAGAUGGUGGCGGUGAAGCAGUUGGCCCGGGAGAGUGUGCAGGGAAGAAGGAGUUCCUGGUGGAGGUGCUGAUGCUCACGGUGCUCAGCCACCCCAACCUCGCCAUCCUCGUCGGCUUCUGCGUGCAGGGGGGUGAGUGGCUGCUGGUCUACGAGUACAUGCCCUUCGGCAGCCUGGAGAGCCACCUCUUUGGUAAUUCUUCUUCUCAGAAUUCUUCAGACUUGCUCUCUGUUUUUGGUUCAGUUCAUCUCUGCAAUGCAGUUAAUAUCCAUGUUGAUAUGUAAGUAUUGGCUAUCCUUCAUAAUGUGUGUGUUAUGGUACAGUUCAGUUUGUGUGGUAAACCUUCGCACUACCGGCACGCGCUCUCGAAAGUAAUUCGUGUCGGUUUGGGAAAUCAAAGGGGAAAAGAAAUGAAUCAUAGAAGAAGCCAUCUAUGGUUCCCCUUUCUCAGUUCUGGGAAAGAGAUUUUGGAGAAAGGGGAGCUCCAAGUUUCUGGCAAGGAGAGGGGUGCGCAACUGUCCGUGCAGUUCCGGGACAUCGCCACCAUCGUCAUGGAGAAGACUAUCGAUCCUGAGACCCGGUGCCCCUACACCAUGAACAUGAUCGAGCACCUCAUGCACGACAUACACUUUACGGUCGAUCCAAACAUCACCUCCAAGGAACAGGAGCAAAAAGGAGUAGCCGACGGCUGACCUCGAGCUCUCGAUUGGAGUGGAGGGAGGCGGUCGGCGAGGGAUUUGCGGCCAGCGGGGAAGGAUCCUAGGGAAGGGAGCAGGCAGCCGAUGGGGAAAGGCGACUACCGGCGAGGGAGCUUCUGAUCGCGGCGGGGAAGAGCGACCAAAGAGGGGAUCUGGCUCUCGAUUGGAGCGGCGCAGGCAGCCGACGGGGAAGGACGACGGAGAUGCGGACGGCAGAGGAGCCUGGCGAAGGGGAGGAGUGAAGGAGUCCUCCGCCUGCCAAAGGGGAGGAGCGACGGAGUCCUGGCGGAGGGAAGGAGCGAUGGAGAAAGACGACGACCUGAGCGCGAUUUCCAGUCGGGGGCAGUUUUGUAAUUUCACUAGUUUUCACCUAGUCGGAAAAGACCUCGCAGCGACAAUUAUUUCGAAACGGAGGGAGUAGAAGCCCGUAGCAACCACAUAAAACUUGAACAACAAAGUAGAGGACGUCUAACUUGUUUUUGCAGGGCAUGUUGUGAUGUGAUAUGGUCAAGAUAUGAUGUGAUAUACGUUAUUGUAUGA